Molecule: messenger RNA, 1959 nt
Organism: Spirodela intermedia
Lineage: Eukaryota; Viridiplantae; Streptophyta; Magnoliopsida; Alismatales; Araceae
Source: the annotation of a GenBank genome assembly
AUGUCGGGUUCCCGUACAGCUUUCACCGAGCUGGACACGAAGGUACUUGGGACGGUGCGGUUCGGCGACGACUCAGUGGCGCGAAUCGAAGGCCGGGGGGCAAUCGUGUUCCUGUGCAAGAACGGCGAGCACCGGUCCUUCGCGGGGGUGUAUUACAUUCCCCGACUGACGACGAACAUCGUCAGCGUCGGCCAACUCGAUGAGGCCGGGUACCAUAUCGACAUCGAGAACGGGGCGAUGAAGAUCCAUGAGCCAGGCGGACGGCUCCUAGCAAAGGUCAUGCGCGGAGAGAACAGGCUGUACAUUCUCCACGCCAAGCUGGUUCGGCAGGUGUGCCUGGAGGCGCGGGCAGUCGAAGAAGCUUGGAAAUGGCACGCGCGCCUCAGCCAUGUCAACAUGACCGCGCUGCGGAAGAUGGCUCGGGAGGAGCUGGUGCGCGGGUUGCCGGCGGUUGGUCCGGUGGACCAGCUAUGUGAGGCGUGUCUCGCCGGCAAGCAAAAGCGGUCGCCGUUCCCCCAGCAGGGAGAGUACCGGGCGCGGCGUGUUCUGGAGCUGGUGCACAGCGACCUCUGUGGUCCGAUUGCGCCGGAAACGCCAAAUGGCAGCAAGUAUUUCCUGCUGCUCGUGGAUGAUCGAAGCCGGUACAUGUGGGUGGCCAUGCUGCCUUCAAAGGACCGUGCUGCGGUGGCCAUCAAGGAGAUCAAGGCUCGCGCAGAAGGCGAGUCAGGACUGAAGCUGGGAGCGCUCCGUACUGAUCGGGGCGGCGAAUUCACCUCACAUGAGUUCGCGGAGUACUGCGCGGGAGAAGGUAUUCAUCGUGAACACACGGCGCCAUACAGCCCGCAGUAGAAUGGCAUCGUCGAGCGCAGGAAUGGCACGGUGGUAGCAACCGCGAGGAGCAUGCUCAAGGCAAAGGGGCUGCCGGGCUGGUUUUGGGGUGAGGCAGUGGCAACUGCUGUAUACAUCCUGAACCGGUGUCCCACGAAGAGCGUGGACGGCAUGACGCCUUUCGAGGUAUGGCACGGGAAGAAGCUGGCGGUGCACCAUCUGAAGGUGUUCGGAUGCAUCGCCUACGUCCUGAACACGACACCGCAUCUCAAGAAGCUGGAGGACCGCGGCCGCAAGAUGAUCUUCAUCGGCUACGAGUACGGAUCAAAGGCCUACCGAGCCUACGAUCCCACCACGAGGCGUGUCCAUGUGACACGGGACGUGGUGUUCGACGAGAAUGCCCAGUGGGACUGGGGCAGCGGCGCGAAGCAAGGGGAUGCGGGCAGCCACGACGAUAUGUUCACAUUGGAGUAUGCCGUCGGGAACCAGGUACCUCCAGAGCUCGAUGGCGCCAUCGAGGUACUUGAUGAUGAUGCGCCGGGACCGGAGCCGAUGUCGCCACCGUCUGUGCACUACAGUGGGGGAGCAGCGCCGAUUGAAGAUGGAGGAGAGGAGGUGGAGUUCGCCUCUCCACCGAGUGUCCACAUUGACCACCUGGACGCUAAUCACGAUGAUGCGCCACUCCGGUUCCACAAGAUCGACAACAUCGUUGGGCUGACCUUGCCACGUGGUCUCGCGUCGCGGGCGUUAAUUGCAAAGGAGCUGCACGCUGUAAGUUCUGAUGAGCCGGUCUCUUUUGUUGAAGCAGAAGGCCACCCGAGCUGGAGGAAGGCUAUGGAGGAGGAGAUGGCGUCAAUCGAGGAAAACCGCACCUGGUCCCUGGUAGACCUCCCACAUGGUUGCCGGGCGAUCGGGUUAAAGUGGGUGUACAAGGUGAAGCGGGAUGAAAACGGAGCCGUGGCGAAGUACAAGGCGCGCCUGGUGGUGAAGGGCUAUGCGCAACGCCAAGGGAUCGACUACGACGAGGUGUUCGCACCUGUGGCGCGGCUGGACACGGUGCGCCUUCUCAUUCCACCUGGUGUAGAUGGCAUGUUCCGAGGGACUCGUGAGGUGAGCGCCGGGACAGGGUGA